Daldinia loculata is the source of this 1211-nucleotide messenger RNA. RefSeq lists its product as uncharacterized. The record is from RefSeq and is a predicted model, not a curated record. Bases 158 to 502 code for a protein of 114 amino acids. NCBI's taxonomy places the organism in Eukaryota, Fungi, Ascomycota, Sordariomycetes, Xylariales, Hypoxylaceae. The transcript has 4 exons.
CUUUAGGACCCACCUUGGGAACUCUUAUGUAACUCAAUUAAUUGACGUCUUCUUUGAAGCCUUUUGGCCACCCAACUUUAAAAAAGCAGCACAGACUUUAGUGGAAUCCAUUUAAACAUCGCGCACGGAAAUAUCUAAAUUUCGUUGUUCGAAAGCCAUGGCGUCGAGGGUUUUACUCGGCCGACUUCAAAGCGCCUCCGUGGCCGCUCCAAUGCGCGCUACACGCAGUUUCCACGCAACAGCACGAACGAUGGCCGACGCAACGACUCCCUUACCUGUUCGCAAGCCCGUGGGUGCCUUUCGCGGAGGGCUCUUUGGUUUCCUCCUCGGUUCGACUCUCGCGGGUGCUGGCAUUUACGGCUAUGUCCUACGAGAAUAUAAGGCCUCCAACGAGUUAUUGACGGAGGACAUCUAUGCUCUACAGGCUGCGUGCCAACGACUGAACACGUACGUCGAGCAACUCGAAGAGAAGAUGGACGCCGCGGAAAGGAAAAGGAAGUAAACGGACGACCGGAUAGGUGAUAGGGGUAAUGGUGUAGGAAUAUGGGCAUCGUACAUACAUUUCUCGACACUGGAAGCAACAUGCAAAGGGUUCGCACCUCAAAAGAACAUUAGUUUUUGGUCAGCUAGCGGGGAGUUAAAAGCAUUGAUGGCUAAACUAUACAGUAACAGGAGCACAUUUAUAAUGGUUCUGCAAGACAAUUCUUGAUUUUCUAUUCCCGGAAACCGUACAUUACGCAACAUGUCUACCUCUAUACGCUUGCUCUAUAGCUAUCCAGGCACCUUCUUUGAACUUGGUUCAAUGUUUAGCUUUUUAUCGACUAGUUACACUACAUCUCAACAUAUCCGACAGCUCCCGGAUCUCAGCUCAGGUAGAUUCCGGAGAGGUUCCACUUUUAACCGGUCCGGGCCGCAUGCACUCAUCAACUAUGUUGUGGCCAGAUGUUUCCAAAGUACGACUCGGUGGUCUGACUAAUGAAGCUCCGCCCGGGUAGCGAUUUUCGUAUGUAGGUGCUAUUGAUAUUGGCUGCUCAUCUUGCUUGGUAUCUCGUCGUUGAAUGUAGCUAGCCAAAGCGCGAAAGAGUUUGGACAACCAGUUUUCUUUAUUGUUUGCCAGUCACACAAAUUCUAUCUAUGCAUCAAGCUGAAUAAGUUCCUUAUAAUUUUAUAAUUUUAUAUAACUAAGCUACGAGAAGUAGAAAUGAUACUUG